UUGGUAGAUAGAUGAUAGACAGGCUUACAAAAAAAAGGUCAGGAGUACAUAUCACUCUGUUGUAUUGUGUUUAUCGACUUGUAUUCAUUAGAUUGACAUUAGAGAGACUGAUCAUCAAUCUGCCUAGGAUAUAUAUAUAUAUUACUCUUUACAGAUCAAUAAUCUGUGGAAUGUUUUAUGUAGAGAAAUAUCACCAUCGUAGAUACCUGUGAUAUGGAUGCUGGAUUUUUAAUACUUAUAAAACGGAAUAUUUAAUCAAUAACUACUUAAGCAGCAUUUAUCUUGCUCAAUAAAAGUUGUUAAUUGAUUUCCACAUCCGGAUUAUUACCAAUACUUAUUAUUCUAUAUAUCUUAUAUAUAUAAAAAAAGCUUUCUAUGAUUGGAAGUAUGCGACAUCGUGGUCCUACAACUACCUCAGAUCUUUCAUCUAGUUUAUAUAUGGAUAAACAUUGUGGAGAAACCCAACCAAUGUUAGUUGGUGAUUCCACAAAAUCGGAUGUACACCCGCGGCGAAUGGAUUAUACAAUAAUACAUCUGGUGUAAGUACUUCCAAAGCUUCGAGAAUCCCUUCAGCCGCUCUAUCACGUAUGCAUUCAUCCUCUAAUGCUAACAAUUGUUUCUCACAUCCUAAUCGUGUUCAACGACAAGACUUUAAAUCGAAGUUACCAAGUCAACCGACGACUGGUUUAAUGAAUACAUCUCAGCAGGAGAAGACGACAACAAGUAACAAAUCUGGUCGAUAUAUGAAUCAACGGAAAUUACGUAAAAAGGGUGGUAGUGGUAGUAAACGUGAAACACGAUUUCAGAUGAAUGGAAGUACCGAUCAAAAUCUACAUUCACUUAAAGUUACUAUUCGAAGGACGUAUAAUUCUAGUGAAUUGGAAAAUGGUGUUUGUGCAAUUGUGAAUACACCUGAGGAGAAUACUAAUAGUAAUAAUACUACUAAUAAUAAUGGUAAUAAUCAUGAAUCCUUGCACCGAUUAUAUACCCCUGUGAAUAGUAUUCAGCCGGAGCAUUGUGAUCCUCAACAUUUGAACGGGAAAUUGAAUACUAAGGAUUUAUAUAACUUAAGAGGUUUGUCAACUCUCAAAGAUUCUCGUGUAUAUGUUGAUUCGUCAACGUCCACUGUUGACAGUGCCACGCUGACUGAACCGAAUCUAUUGGGUCCAUGUGAACCGGGUACAAAAAUUAUUGUAGAAGGUGUUGUCUGGAUGGAGGCUACAGGAAUGCUUGUUCUAAGUCUUCAUUGGCGUGGUCGUAAUUAUAUGGGUACUUUAUUGGAUUCAUCCAAACAAACAUUUGCGCCAACAUGCAUGGAUAAAGGUGUAGCCAGUGCAUUAAAUCUUCUUCGUGGACGAAAAGCCUGGUGUGAUCCAUCACAAAGAGGUUAUCAAGCUCGUGGUAUUCACCACUUUCAUCAUAUGCGUCAUCAUCGUCGUGGAGGUGGUAGCGGGGUUGGUACCGGUGGACAUGGUGUCAGCGGUUCAAUGACAACACGAUCAGCAUCUGCUGCGGCCGCUGCAGCAUCCCAAGAUUCAACAGCAGAGACAGAUGUCGACGCUAAAGAACAACAACCUACAAAUAAUGAUCCUUAUUCAACCGAUUGUAUAGAUCAGCCUUAUAUGGCGCCAGAAACAACUUUUAAUAAUCAUAAUAAUAAUAAUAAAAGAACACUUCCACCUUCUGACAUUCCUCAACGUGGUGCUAAAGGACGUAGACGUCGUGGUGGUGGUGCUGCUGGUCGACGAUCAAUAAUACAUCAUUCAGUGAACAGUGCUCAAUCUCUUUCUAAUGAAAAUCUUUUAACUUCUUCUGAGGUGAAGUCAUCCGCACCAACGGAUGAUAAUGCUGUUGUACAUAAUUAUGAAACUCCUGUAACUGACAGUACCACAACUGGUGAUUCUGAUUCCACCAGUCAUCUUCCAUUAAGCUGUCCAUUUAUUGAUUGUAAAAAACGUUUCGCGGAUAUUUUAAGUAUGCGUUAUCAUUUUACCCUAGGGCAUAGCACACAACAAACGAAUGAAACUGAAUCGGUUCAAAGUUUAUCCAACGUUUAUCCCUCCCAGAGAAAGCAGCUGAGGAAUUCAAUGAAAACUGAGAAGAAGAAUGCUGGCGUUACCGCCGACAAUCAUGAUGAUGAUGACGAUGAUGCGGGGGAUGGUGUUGAUGACUAUGCAGAAGAUGGUGAUGAUGAUGAACAAGUGGAAAUAUCGAUCUGUGAUAUAUCGGCUAGUUCAUCCUCCCCACCACCAAAAUUAGCUAGAGCACAUGUCAUUAAGGAUAGAAGUAGUAGUGAUAGCAAUGAUACAAGUCUACUGCUAAUCAAUGGAGAUGAAAAUGAUGAUAAUAUUGAACCACCGAAACUCCACCGUGUCAUCUCAAUCCCUGAUUCUUUCCCUGGUGUCGGUGUCCAUCCAACAGGUAUAGGCGAUUCAACAACGUUGAAAUUUGAUACUAUUAAUAACAAUAUUAUUAAUAAUAACACUACUACUACUACUACUAAUAAUAAUAAUAAUGUGUCGGAUAUUCCAGACGAUGAACCUCCAGCUGCAAGUCCUGCCUAUUCAGAUAUAUCUGAUGAUGGUACAGUAUCCUCGACAACAACUAAUAUUCCUAUGUUAAAUGUUGCCAGAGCAACAGUUGAUGUGCAUAGUUCCCGUGAAUCAUUACUCUCUAAUUCUCCGUCUACUAUUCUCUCCUCAAAUCUCUCUAAUCAAUCAUCAUUAUCUCAAGGAUAUAUUGAUGUGUCUAGACGGCUUAAUCUCUCUCCACUGAUUCUUUCCGCUUGUUCUCCAACUCUUCUUACCGCUGGUACCGGGGAUUCAAGUAAACUUUAUCUACCAGCAAAUCUAUUUCCAUCGAAUUUAAAAGGUGUGAAUAGUAUUUUCUAUCAAAAUCCCGCCACAACAGUCAAAUGUGUAGAUAAACAAAAUAUAGAGAAUGGCUUGAAAUCGAUUGGAAAUAAUUCUACAAUAAAUUUUUUAAAUGAUAUAUCAAGUCCUCAAUCCUCUUCCUCUUCCUCCUCUAUCAUGAAUGGCAUUUCAUUGGCUCCUGCUCCUCCUGUUCCUGCUAAUUUGAUUCCCCCACAGCCUUUAUCUAAUAACCAUCAGCAUCAUUCGAAUUCCAGUCGACCGUUGACAUUUCUGUCUGUUUCCCCUGGAUUAAUUAAUGAACAAAAUACCCGACCAUCAUCGACAGGACCGUUUAUAUCUAAUCCUCCGUAUACAUUUUGUGUUUCAAGAAAUUCGCCUAUCCCCCCGCCAUUACCCGGUGUUUCCGAUCAAAGAAUAUUAUCACCGCAUAAUACAAAUCAUAAUCAUAACCAUUCAACUUCUCAUCGUCAACCGCCUACAAUGUCAUAAUGUGAAGAAAAAAUCUGUACGCAUGUUGUGUUGUUUGUGAAUGUGUGUGCCUAUGCCAAUUGAGUGAGUGAGCGAGUGAGUAUUCUCUCUUUCCUCUCAGCUCUCUUUGAAAUCAGAUGUUGUAUAUUAUUUAUCUUUGUACACACACACACACAUUCACAAAUUCUUGUAUACAGUACAAUAGUUGACAGGUGGUAGUCGUAGAAUUAUGAUUGUUACUACAACAACUACUACCACGAUCAAUAAUUAUGACAUAUUAAUUUUAGCUCUUCCCUCCUCCACCACCACCUUGACCCUUACUCGUCUCCCACACACCCCUCCCCACCGCUGAGAAUUAUCAGUGACAACAACCAGAGUUGUGUUGUUUUUUACCUCUAUGCUCUUCUAAUUUCUACUGAUGUCUUUAAUACGUUACCACGACUACCGCUGCUUCCAGACGUGUCAACACUUUUUUCUUAGACCUUCUUUUAUUGAUUUUUGAUUUCUCGCUUUCCUGUCGCCUCCUCCUCCCACAUCCGCUAGCCAUCUGAUCCACCACCCCCACUCCUUUUACUUCAGUCUAAUUUUCUGUGUAUUUUCCCUUUUUUGUGCAUAGAAAUGUAAACUGGAUGAUGAGUACCCGUCAACUUGUAGAUUAUGUUUGUGUGUGUGUGUGUGUAUGUGCGGGGCGAGACGAGGGGUAGCGGGGUUUUUUUUAUUUCAUGUUUUUCUUCUCUGAUUCAUCUUCUUUUUUGAUCUUUUGUGUAAUUUUUCAUCUUUCUCUUAACAGUCAAUAAGAAUUUGUUAAAUAAUACAGAAUAUUCACCGAGGGUCUUUCAUAAUUCAGUAUAUUUUUUUUGCAAUUAUUACCAUUACUACUUAUUACCACUACUAUUGAUACUACUACUACUAUUUAUUGUAUACAGUUAGUUUUCUACAUACCUCUCUCUCUCUAUGUACUUUAUUCUUCUUCUACACAUUCUCACAUUAGCAGGGCAAAGAGAAGUCAUGCAUGUAAAUCCUUGAAUGUGUGUGAGUGUGUGUGUGCGUUUGUGCAUUGUUUUAUAUUCAGUAUUCCUGUCUUUUAUCAUCAUUAUCAUCUUGGAGAGAGGAAACUGUUAGUUAGAGACAAGGAGAGGCGACAGAAGGCGGGCAGGCAGGCAGACGAGGAAUUGUCAUUGCCGAUGUGGAUGGUCCUCAUUAUGUGUGUGUGUUAGCGAUGAUCUUGAAGAUAUGAAGAAAAAGAAAGCGGAUGAUCAAUGUGUCGGUUCGUAGAAAGUUAAACUGUUCACAAAAGAAAGCGGAGAAGGGGAAAGAGUUUCAAUGUGUUGCACAGAAUGAGGAUCCUUUGAAUAUUGAUUCAUAAAUGUGUGUAUAUAUAAAUAGAGAGAGAGAUACAUCGUCUUGUCGUUGGAAUCCCUUCUUGCUUUGUGUAUCGCUUAUUAUCUCACUGUUGCCCUUCCCGAAAAUUCCUCUUCUACUGUCUGUCAAAAACUCACAUACUGACAUACACGCACACACACACAACACAAAUAUUAGCCCACUCAUUAUACACAAAGCCUUCCUGGAGCAACCCACCCUCGCAAUCCCCCUCGCCUCUUCUCCAGUAAUCGUGUUGUAGUUAUCUCACCUACCCCACAUCAAAAUUGAUCACUGUGUUGUAAUCAGAAGAGAGCAAAUUAAGGCCUGAGGAGAGAAGUGCCGGAUUUGACUUCUCCACUGCAAUCCGUGAUUUAAAAGUAGACAUCCUCCUCCAUUGUCAAACACAACAAUAACAAUAACUAAUAAAAAAUAAUAGAACUAAUUUUCUCCAUCUAUUUUGAUUAUUCUUCUUAUUAUUAUUGCUACACCACCAUUAUUAUUAUUCUUUUGAUGGUGAUGGUGAUCUUGAUCUUGAUCGAAAAUUGUUCUACAACUAGUCUCUCUCCAUCUAUCUAUCUCUGUGUGUGUGUGUGUGUGCUGUUUUUACUGUUACAGUGUGAUUUCAUUAUGUACAGGAAAUGAGAAAAAAAACCUACGUCAAAUAAAAGUAUCGAUUGAUAUUCUUGGCGGUGUCGUUUUUUCCCCUAUCUUGUAAUGUCACCACUACUGAGACGUAUAUAGCGGCAUCCAUACUGUGUGAAGUGUGUGUGUGUGGA
Molecule: messenger RNA, 5479 nt
Organism: Trichobilharzia regenti
Lineage: Eukaryota; Metazoa; Platyhelminthes; Trematoda; Strigeidida; Schistosomatidae
Source: the annotation of a GenBank genome assembly